Helianthus annuus (common sunflower) is the source of this 2331-nucleotide messenger RNA. RefSeq names its product heat shock cognate 70 kDa protein 2. Gene Ontology annotation, cellular component: cytoplasm. Bases 216 to 2165 code for a protein of 649 amino acids. The record is from RefSeq and is a predicted model, not a curated record. Gene Ontology annotation, biological process: protein refolding; cellular response to unfolded protein. Gene Ontology annotation, molecular function: ATP binding; ATP hydrolysis activity; misfolded protein binding. NCBI's taxonomy places the organism in Eukaryota, Viridiplantae, Streptophyta, Magnoliopsida, Asterales, Asteraceae. The transcript is spliced from 2 exons.
AAAAAAAAAAAAACGACUCCCCCCUCAUUGAAAUCCAGCCGUCCAUUAAACGCGUAAGAAACAAUCUGAACGGUUGAAGAACAUUCUAGAACUCAACACCACCUCUUCUUUAACUCCAUAUAUACUCCUUAUUCAAGCCGUUGCAAACCCCUCACAACUCUCUCUCAAACCCUAAUUUUACACACACAUUCGCUGAGAGAGAAUAUACACAAACAAUGGCCGGCAAAGGUGAAGGUCCUGCUAUCGGUAUCGAUCUCGGUACCACAUACUCAUGUGUCGGUGUAUGGCAACACGAUCGUGUUGAAAUCAUCGCUAAUGAUCAAGGUAACAGGACGACGCCGUCUUAUGUUGCGUUUACCGAUUCCGAGAGGUUGAUUGGUGAUGCUGCCAAGAAUCAGGUCGCCAUGAACCCUACCAACACUGUUUUUGAUGCUAAACGUCUUAUCGGAAGGAGAUUUUCCGACCCAUCUGUCCAAAGUGAUAUCAAGUUGUGGCCAUUCAAGGUCAUCUCAGGACCAGCUGAGAAGCCCAUGAUUUCUGUCAACUACAAAGGUGAGGAAAAAACCUUCGCUGCUGAAGAAAUCUCAUCCAUGGUUCUCAUCAAGAUGAAGGAAAUCGCCGAAGCUUUCCUCGGUACAACCGUCAAGAACGCUGUGGUCACAGUCCCUGCUUACUUUAACGACUCACAAAGGCAGGCUACAAAGGAUGCCGGUGUCAUCUCUGGCCUUAACGUCAUGCGUAUCAUCAACGAGCCCACAGCUGCUGCCAUUGCUUACGGUCUUGACAAGAAGGCCACAAGUGUUGGUGAGAAAAACGUUCUUAUCUUCGAUCUUGGUGGUGGUACUUUUGAUGUCUCUCUUUUGACCAUUGAGGAAGGUAUCUUUGAAGUUAAAGCCACAGCUGGUGACACCCAUCUUGGUGGUGAAGAUUUCGACAACAGAAUGGUUAACCACUUUGUUCAAGAAUUCAAGAGGAAGCACAAGAAGGAUAUUACCGGAAACCCAAGAGCCUUGAGAAGGUUGAGAACAUCUUGUGAAAGGGCAAAGAGAACCCUCUCAUCCACUGCUCAAACCACCAUCGAAAUCGACUCUUUGUACGAGGGUGUUGACUUUUACUCCACCAUCACCCGUGCUAGAUUCGAAGAGCUCAACAUGGAUCUGUUCAGAAAGUGUAUGGAGCCCGUUGAGAAGUGUUUGAGAGACGCCAAGAUGGACAAAAGCUCUAUCCACGAUGUCGUUCUUGUCGGUGGUUCCACUAGAAUCCCCAAGGUUCAACAAUUGCUCCAAGAUUUCUUUAACGGAAAAGAGCUUUGCAAGAGCAUCAACCCUGAUGAGGCCGUUGCCUACGGUGCCGCUGUCCAAGCUGCUAUUUUGAGCGGUGAGGGCAACGAGAAGGUUCAAGACUUGCUUCUUUUGGAUGUCACCCCACUAUCUCUUGGUCUUGAAACUGCUGGAGGUGUGAUGACUGUUCUCAUCCCAAGAAACACCACCAUCCCCACCAAGAAGGAGCAAGUGUUUUCUACCUACUCGGACAACCAGCCUGGUGUGUUGAUCCAAGUGUACGAGGGUGAAAGAACCAGAACCCGUGACAACAACUUGUUGGGCAAAUUUGAGCUCUCUGGAAUCCCGCCUGCUCCCCGUGGUGUCCCUCAGAUCACCGUCUGCUUCGACAUUGAUGCCAACGGUAUCUUGAACGUCUCAGCUGAAGACAAGACCACCGGACAGAAGAACAAGAUAACCAUCACAAACGACAAGGGCAGACUCUCAAAGGAGGAAAUCGAGAAGAUGGUUCAAGAAGCUGAGAAGUACAAGUCUGAGGAUGAGGAGCACAAAAAGAAGGUUGAGGCCAAGAACGCUUUGGAAAACUACGCUUACAACAUGAGGAACACCGUGAAGGAUGAGAAGAUUGGUGAGAAGCUAAGCCCCGGUGACAAGAAGAAGAUCGAGGAUGCUAUCGAUGAGGCGAUCGCAUGGUUGGACAGCAACCAGCUCGCCGAAGCUGAUGAGUUUGAAGACAAGAUGAAGGAGCUUGAGAACGUGUGCAACCCGAUCAUUGCCAAGAUGUACCAGGGUGGAGCUGGCGAUGCAGCGGGUGCUGGUGGUAUGGAUGAUGAGCCUGCUCAUUCGAGCGGCGGUGCUGGUCCCAAGAUUGAGGAAGUCGACUAAAUGCAACGGUGGUGUUGGUUUAUCUAUUUUAAUGUUUUAAUUUGUUUGAGCGAUGUGCUCAAAAGAUACUUUUAUGUUUUGAUACCUCUGUUUUUAUGGGGGUGAAUUUUGUUUUGGAUUCUAUGAAUUUCUCUUUUGUGUUUUUAGUAUGUGUUUUUUUAUGGUU